GCAGUGUGUCCGUCCGUAAUUUUCAUUUGGUUUUCUUUCCCCCAUAAAGUGAUGCCUAAAGAAUCUGGCACAAAAUCUUGCUACAGCAACUCAAAUUCAAUAAAGAUAUACACAACAAAAUAAAAAACCCACUAAUAAACAAACAAUUCACCACAUACACUAUCAUAACCACCACCUUCAAUAAAAACCAUUACCACCACCACUCUCCAAACUCAACACCACCACCACCUCCACAUUCAAAACAUAAAUUCUGUAGAAACCCAUUUUUCCAAAUUUAAUUUCAGCAACACCCAGAACCUCAAUUGAACUCAUUUCUCAAAAAAAUUGCUUCAAUUUUGAGUUGCUGCCAUUUUCUUGUGUGUGUUACUACUAAAAAAAAUGGCAAGCUCAACGCAAAUUCAAGUGAAGGAAGCAGUUUACAUAACACCAUCAUCACCAACACCAUCACACAUUCUACCACUCUCAUCGCUUGAUUCUCAGCUCUUCAUCCGUUUCACAAUUGAGUAUCUGCUCAUAUACAACAAUCCGGCGAGAACAAAAUCCGCCGCCGACCGGAACGCGUUCACGUCGCGUAUUAAGGCGGCAUUAAGUGCUGCAUUGGUCCCGUAUUAUCCUCUAGCUGGUAGAGUCAGGGCGCAACAAUCAUCCGCAGCGGCAGCAAAUCUUGAAGUUGUUUGUAAAGCUCAAGGUGCGGCAUUUGUUGAAGCUGUUUCAGAUAGUAUUUCAAUCUCCGAGUUCCACAAAGCUCCACGUCAUUCGACUCAGUGGAGGAACUUAUUGUCCAUACACGUGGCAGAUCUUCUCCGCGGGUCCCCGCCGCUCGUCGUGCAGCUGACAUGGCUUGCUGAUGGUGCUGCUGCGGUUGGUGUUGGCAUCAGCCACUGUCUCUGCGAUGGUAUUGGUAGUGCUGAUUUCUUGAAUUUUUUUGCUUCAUUGACAACCGGUCAGUGCCGUGGUUUCACCGAUUUGAAGGUGAAACCGGUUUGGGAUCGUCGUCAUUUGAUGAACCCGGUUAAGUCUAGACGUGUUAUGAAUCGUUCAGUAAUUGCACAUCCUGAAUUUAACCGAGUUCAAGAUCUCUGCGGGUUUGUUUCGCGAUUCGCAAGAGAAACGUUGACGCCUACGUCCGUUAUAUUUGAUCAGAAAUCGCUAAAUGGAUUGAAGAGACUCGCUUCAUCAACUUGUCCACAAAAGGAGAUGAAAUUUACAUCGUUUGAAGUUCUAUCAGCUCAUGUGUGGACGUGUUGGGCAAUGUCACUAGGACUACCCUCGACACAGACGCUAAGAUUGCUGUUUAGCGUCAACGUUAGAAACCGUAUCAAGCCAAAUUUGCCGGAAGGGUUCUACGGGAAUGGGUUCGUUCUCGGAUGCGCGCAAAUUAGUGUUGGCGAGUUGACGGAUAAGGGAAUCGGAUGGGCAAGCUGGUUGGUGAGGAAAGCAAAGGAGAGAAUUGGAGAUGAGUAUGUGAAAUCGGUAGUUGAGAUGGUGAGUGAGUCGAAUGCAUGUCCUGACCCGGUGGGUGUUCUGAUAGUCUCACAAUGGUCGAGACUUGGCCUAGAAAAGGUCGACUUCGGAAUGGGUAAGCCAGUUCAUGUCGGACCGGUGCUUAGCGAUAGGUACUGUCUGUUCUUGCCGGUAUAUGAACAGAGGGACUCAGUGAAGGUCACUUAAUAGCGGGAAGGAGGGAGUAUAAUUGCAGAGUCAUUUUGAUGAUUAUGAGUCUAUGACAAAAGGCUGCAGCAUCAACUGGAACGAUUGCCCCAGUUCAGGCCUUUCUGCCUAAACAUCCACUGCCACAGAAUCUUUCAACUCUAGGUAUUUCCCUGAACAUAUAAGAUUGUAAUAUUUAACCUUUUGUAGUAGUACCAUUUCCAUUGAAUAGAUGAUUAU
Papaver somniferum (opium poppy) is the source of this 1890-nucleotide messenger RNA. Its product is annotated as omega-hydroxypalmitate O-feruloyl transferase-like. NCBI's taxonomy places the organism in Eukaryota, Viridiplantae, Streptophyta, Magnoliopsida, Ranunculales, Papaveraceae. The transcript has 2 exons. The record is from RefSeq and is a predicted model, not a curated record. The coding region runs from base 379 to 1671 and encodes 430 amino acids.